Messenger RNA from Manis pentadactyla (Chinese pangolin), 3341 nucleotides. RefSeq names its product TOP1 binding arginine/serine rich protein, E3 ubiquitin ligase (gene TOPORS). Gene Ontology annotation, molecular function: ubiquitin protein ligase activity; metal ion binding. The record is from RefSeq and is a predicted model, not a curated record. NCBI's taxonomy places the organism in Eukaryota, Metazoa, Chordata, Mammalia, Pholidota, Manidae. Gene Ontology annotation, biological process: protein polyubiquitination; protein monoubiquitination.
AGAGGCGGAGUCGAAGCGAGAGAAAUCCUUAACUCAAGGAAUGGGUUUUGGAGUCUGUGGGCGCUCAGGAAAUCGGGGGCCUUCGCCUCCGGGCCUGGGUUGUGGUCACCGUGAAACCCCUCCAGACCCGAGACCUACCAGCGAAUAAAUCCAGUCUAGGGUACGGCGACUCACUGGCUCCAUGGGGUCGCAGCAGCAGCCGGGGGCUCCGCUGUCUCGCGAGGGUGAAGCGCCCCCGCCUACUCCCGCUCCUGAGGGCCGGCGGAGAAGUCGCCGGGUUCGCCUUCGUGGGUCCUGCCGUCACCGACCUAGCUUUCUGGACCGCCGGGAGCUUGCGACGAGCGCCCCAGUCGGGCCUGCGCCGGCAUCCUCUGAGAUUAUGGCAUCAGCUGCUAAGGAAUUUAAAAUGGACAACUUUUCACCUAAAGCUGGCACUAGCAAAUUGCAACAGACUGUACCAGCUGAUGCAUCUCCCGAUUCUAAGUGUCCUAUAUGCUUGGAUAGAUUUGAUAAUGUGUCUUACUUAGAUCGCUGUUUACAUAAGUUCUGUUUUCGCUGUGUACAGGAGUGGUCAAAAAACAAAGCUGAAUGUCCACUAUGUAAACAGCCCUUUGAUUCUAUUUUCCAUUCUGUGAGGGCAGAAGAUGACUUCAAGGAAUAUGUAUUAAGGCCUUCAUAUAAUGGUUCUUUUGCCACUCCUGAUGUUCGUCGAUUUCGCUAUCGUACAACUAUGACAAGGGACCGAAGUGCUGCUGUGUAUUCACCUAGUAGUACCAUGAAUAGAAGAACAACAACUCCACCUGAUAGUGGAGUACUGUUUGAAGGGUUAAGCAUUUCAACCAGGCCUGGAGAUGGUGAAAUUCCUCAGUUUAUGAGACAAAUUGCAAUAAGGAGGCCAGCUACUGCAGAUGAAAGAUCUUUGCGGAAAAUUCAAGAACAGGAUAUUAUUAAUUUUAGACGAACUCUCUAUCGUGCUGGUGCUCGUGUUAGAAAUAUUGAAGAUGGUGGUCGCUACAGGGAUAUUUCAGCUGAAUUUUUCCGUAGAAAUCCAGCUUGCCUUCACAGAUUAGUCCCCUGGUUAAAACGUGAACUUACAGUUCUUUUUGGAGCUCAUGGAUCUUUAGUGAAUAUUGUCCAGCACAUCAUCAUGAGUAAUGUUACUCGCUAUGACUUGGAGAGUCAGGCAUUUGUGUCUGAUUUAAGACCAUUUUUACUUAAUCGGACUGAGCAUUUUAUACAUGAAUUUAUCAGUUUUGCUCGAUCUCCUUUUAACAUGGCAGCCUUUGACCAGCAUGCUAAUUAUGAUUGCCCUGCUCCUUCAUAUGAAGAAGGUAGCCAUUCUGAUUCUUCAGUCAUAACAAUAUCUCCAGAUGAGGCUGAAACCCAAGAGCUGGAUAUUAAUGUAGCCACUGUUGGUCAGGCACCGUGGGAUGAUGAAACUCCAGGGCCAUCUUACUCAAGCUCAGUGCAGGUACACGCUGCCAUGUCUUCCCUUUUAAAUACUUCUGACAGUUCAGAUGAAGAACUUAUAACAGGAAGAGCCACAUCUCAGAUACAAGGAAUACAAACUAAUGAGGACCUAAAUAAUGACAGUGAUUCUUCUUCAGAUAAUUGUGUCAUUGUUGGGUUUGUUAAACCACUAGCUGAGAGGACCCCAGAACUUGUUGAACUGUCUUCUGAUUCUGAGGAGUUAGGCUCCUAUGAGAAAAUGGAGACAGUGAAGACCCAAGAACAAGAGCAGUCUUACAGUUCUGGUGAUAGUGAUAGUAGAUAUUCAUAUCCACACUCUGUCCUUGGAAAGGAUGAGCAAAUAAAUAAAGGUCAUUGCGAUUCUAGUACAAGAAUCAAAUCAAAGAAGGAGGAAAAACGAUCUAUGGCAUUGUCAUCUCCCAGAGACCUGAGCUCAUCCAUCAGAGGAGAUCAAGUAUAUUCUCCGUAUAACCGUAGACACAGGAGGAGGGGCAUAUCAAGAAGUUCAGAUUCACGUUCCCAGAGUAGAAGUGGGUAUGAUCAGAAGAAUCGGAGAAAACAUCAUGGAAAGAAAAGAAUGAAAAGCAAACGAUCCAGAAGCAGGGAGAGUAGCAGACCUAGAGGUAGGAGAGAGAAAAAGAGGUCAAGAACUAGAGAUAGAAGUUGGUCGAGAAGAAGCCAAACUCUGUCUUUAAGUAGUGAAAGCACAAGCAGAUCAAGAUCUCGUAGCAGUGAUCAUGGUAAAAGAAGAUCACGGAGCAGAAAUAGAGAUCGUUAUUAUUUAAGAAAUAAUUAUGGAAGCAGAUACAAGUGGGAGUAUACUUACUAUAGUAGAAACAAGGAAAGGGAUGGCUAUGAAUCAUCUUACAGGAGGAGGACUCUGUCCAGAGCUCAUUAUUCCAGACAAUCUUCAAGUCCAGAAUUUAGGAUUCAGUCCUUUUCUGAAAGAACAAAUGCUAGGAAAAAAAAUAAUCACAGUGAAAGGAAAUACUACUACUAUGAAAGGCACAGGUCAAGGAGUCUAUCUAGUAAUAGAUCAAAGACUGCAUCUACAGGGCCUGACUGGGUGAGAAAUGAAAAGCCUGGAGGGAAACGAAAAUACAAAACACGACAUUUGGAGGGUACUAAUGAAGUGGCUCAACCAUCUCGUGAAUUUGCUUCCAAAGGAAAGGAAAGUCAUUACCAAAAAUCUUCAUCAAAAUUGGAUGGAAAGUACAAAAAUGAGAGUGACAGCUUUUCAGACAGCCGGUCAUCAGACAGAGAGACAAAACACAGGAAGAAGAGGAGGACGACCCGAAGCCUAAGUGUAGAGAUAGUCUAUGAAGGGAAAGCUACUGAUACAAGUAGACAUCAUAAAAAGAAAAAGAAGAAACACAAGAAGAAACAUAAGAAACAUCAUGGGGAUAAUCCUUCACAUUCCCCGGUUGUAAUUACCAUUGACAGUGAUAGUGAUAAGGAUUCUGAAGUAAAGGAGGGCAUGGAAUAUGACAAUAGUCCUCAAGACUCUCUACAAAAUGAAUUUUUGGCUCCUUCCUUGGAACCAUUUGAAAUGAAAGAUGUAGUGACAGUAGAUGAAGAACUUGGUGUCCGGGGAAAGGAGUGUGAUACAACCACAUUUAAUAACAACUUGAAUAAUGCUAAUAAAACUGUAGAUAAUAUUCCACCCCAGGCAGCUUCUAUUGAACAGACUCUUGAUGUAAGAGAAGAGAGCACCUUUGCCUCUGAUUUAGAGAACCAGCUCAGUAGUGUUAGUGAUCAAACAGAGCUGUCAAGGCAGUUGCCAUCUCCAUGGAUAUUAACGUCAGUGUCUCUUGGUAGAGACCAUGAUAUGUCUUAAAAUUGCCAAAGCAUCUCAUUGAGAAUUUGUGAUG